AUGCCCGACGCAUGGCAGCCGGCCGCCGAAUGGCAUGCGCUCGGCGAGGCGUACUACCGGCGGACAGCCGAGUACGAGAUGCAAUGGUCUCUGCAGCGGCUUGACGAGUUCCUCGUAGCGUCGUCGAGCGACGGCGGACUGAUCGCGCUUCUCCGGGACCCGGCGCAACUGGUCGCGCUCGGCGAAGUGGGCGCAGUGGAACCCAAGAUCCAAGUAUACACCGGUGCCGGGCAACUGCUCGAGACGCUUCCGUGGGACGGCACGCGUGUCGUUGGCCUCGGCUUUACGUGGCGCGACGAGCUUGCGGUGGUGACCGACGAAGGCCAAGUGCGCCUGUAUGCGCUCCUGGACCCCAGCCAUGCUGGCGCGGACAAGGCGCGCAUCGAGGCGACGCCGAGCACGCACUACGUUAUGCAGACGCUCGGCGAGAAUGCCGCCGAAGUCGGCGUCGCGAGCGUGCAGCUGCUGCCGACCUGUGCCUAUGCGCUGCUGCGGGACGGGAGCGUAGCGCAGUGUUUCUUUCCCGGCGUGCACGACGACUAUACCACCGAAUCACCGUGGGUGGAGCGCGGUGCACCGCGGCCGCCUGUGCAGUACCCCGUCGUGUCGGACGCGGAGCGCAUUUCUGCCUGGGGCGUCUGUGCCGCGUCGCAUACUGUGCUGAUCUCGACGCCCGAGGCGCUCUAUGCGCUCGAGGACGGCGCGUAUACGCCGCUUCCUACCGACGGUCCGCUGGAUGCGAUCUGUGCGAGUCCUGACGGCAAGCUCUUUGCUUUGCUCACGCACGACAAGCAGCUGCAGGUGGUCACGGCCGACCUGCAGCGUACGCUGCGCACCUGGGACGUGCGCACGUCUGAGGCGUACGCGACGUGCAGCGCUGCGCCGCCCAUUGCGGCGCCGCUGGCAGAGCCUGUGUUUGCGCCUGCACCCAAAGACAAAGGGGGCCUCGGAGGCACAGGCAUCACAUCGAUCGCGUGGUGCGGCGGCGAUACUGUUGCGCUCGCAUGGCACGACACGGUGCACGUCGUCGGCCCGGUCGACGACCCCCUGACGCUCAGCGUGCGUGGGGCGACCUAUCUCCAAGGCGAUGCGAGCGGCCUACAGAUGCUGCACGCCGAGGCGCACGAGUACCUCGACAAGGUGCCUGCCGCGUCCGAGGCGGCGCUGCGGCCUGGCUCGACGCACGUCUCGACGAUCCUUUUGGAUGCGUCGCAGCUUGCCCAGCGCAGCAACCCCCGUGCAUACGAAGCGGUGCAAGCGAUCCAGCACGAUCUCGUGCCCGCCGUCGAGACGUGUAUAGCGGCCGCGUCCCAGGCGUGGGACGUGCAUACCCAGCAAAAGCUACUCAAGGCUGCACUCUUUGGCAAGACGUUUGUCGACGUGUACGACACCGCGUCUUACCUGCAAGUCGCACGCACGCUGCGUGUGCUGAACGCGGUGCGCGACUACCGCAUCGGCAUCCCCGCGCAGUACGCGGCGCUGCACGACGACGGCGUGUCGAUGCUCCUCUACCGACUGUGUGUGCGGCACCAGCACCAUACCGCGGAGCGCAUCUGCAGCUAUCUCCAGGUACGGGCCGACCAGGUGCUGAAGCACUGGGCGCGCGCCAAGGUUGCCCACGCGCGGCCCUCUGUGCGUACCGACGACGACGCAUCGCUCGCGCAGGUUAUCAUUGCCAAGUUCGAGGCAGCCGGCGCGCUGAACUAUGCCGAGAUUGCGCUGACGGCGUGGCAGGCCGGCCGUGCGCGUCUCGCUACCGUGCUGCUCGACCACGAGGCGCGUGCCAUCGGCCAGGUGCCCCUGCUGCUGCACAUGCGUGAGCACCGCCUUGCGCUGCAGCGCGCGGUCGAGUGCGGCGACUCGGACCUGAUCUACUAUGUGCUCUUCCGCCUGCAACAGCGCAUGUCGCGUGGCGAGUUCUUCCGCAUCGUCCAGGCGCCGCUCCAGGCGCCCGAGCCGCGCGUGGCAGGCGAUACGGUCGGCGUGCGCCCCCCCAGCGAGGCAACGUACACGCACCUCGCCGCGUGCCUUCUCGAGCGGUACGCACGCGAGCAGGACAAGGAGCUGCUGCGCGACUUUUACUUCCUGGACGACCGGCGUGUCGACCAAGGCCUCUUGAGCGUGUCCGAGGCGCCGCGCGACGCACAGCACGUUGCCGAGCGCGUCCAUGCGCUGCGCGACGCCGCGAAGCACUUUGCGGAAGACCGCGAGCACGUGCAAGAUGCGCGGCUGUGUGAAGAGGGUGCGACACUGCUCGGCUUCCAGGCGGGCCUCGACAAGGAGCUGGCCGGGAUGGGCGUGCGGCCGUCGUGCGGCUCGCUUGUCGGCCUGCCGCUGGCAAAAACGAUCGAGGUUUGCGUGCAGCACGGGCUAUACAAACGUGCUGAACGCCUCAAGCACGACUACAAGAUGCCGGAGCGCGCCUACUUUGCGGUCAAAAUGCAAGCGCUGAUUGCUAUGGCCGACUGGAAAGCGCUCGCGGGCCAUGUCGGGCGGCGGCCGCCGGGCGGCUUUGAGCCAGUGGUCAGCGCACUCUGA
Messenger RNA from Malassezia japonica, 2538 nucleotides. It is a transcript of the gene vps16, whose product is annotated as Vacuolar protein sorting-associated protein 16. Gene Ontology annotation, cellular component: endosome; HOPS complex; lysosomal membrane. The coding region runs from base 1 to 2538 and encodes 845 amino acids. Gene Ontology annotation, molecular function: actin binding. NCBI's taxonomy places the organism in Eukaryota, Fungi, Basidiomycota, Malasseziomycetes, Malasseziales, Malasseziaceae. The record is from RefSeq and is a predicted model, not a curated record. Gene Ontology annotation, biological process: intracellular protein transport; endosomal transport; vacuole fusion, non-autophagic. The transcript is spliced from 3 exons.